GGGAGGAAGAGGGAGAAUGCACGGAGUCUGGGUAACACUUCCACGCUUGUAUCCAGGGCCUUUGUGAAUACACCAUGGGAUGCAUCGGCUCCAGGAGACUGACGGGAGAUGGCGUGCCAGUCCAGAAGGAUGGGGAGCAGCUGUCUAUGGAAGACACCACGUCAAUCCUGCCUCGGCUCAAGAGGAACUCAAACGCCUACGGCAUCGGCGCUCUGGCUAAGUCUUCUCUGUCAGGUGUGUCAGGUGUUAGUCGCACGAUGAAGGAGAGAGUGACCAAGCCCACAGCCAUGGCCCAGGGUCGUGUUGCUCACAUGAUCGAAUGGCAAAACUGGGGCAUGCAGACGGUGGGCGCAGGGGGCAUUCCCCAGUCCCGCAUCACCACCCAGGAGCGGGAGAAAGAGCGGCGGCUGGAGAACGACGCUUACAGUGACCUCAGUGAUGGAGAGAAGGAGGCUCGUUUCACUGCAGGUAUCCUGCAGCAGUUUGCUAUCUCCGAGGCGACACUCCUGGCCUGGUCGUCGAUGGAUGGAGAGAGCCCGCGGUCAGGCUCAAACCAGGGCAGUGUGGCUCAUUUGAGUGAAGUCAACCAGGAGAGCAUCACCAGCCGAGAUCAGAUAUUGCACCACUCCUCAGCAGAGGUGUGGCCUCACACUUACGUCUCCCAGGGCCAUUACUGCCUCUCCUCCUCUGAUGCCUGGGAGCCAAUCAACAAUGAUCCCUCCGGCGUGGCGUCUCCCCCUGCUGGCUCCUACGUUAUGGGGACUGAAGGGUACGACGGGCAGGCAGCAGCUCACUUCCUGUCACAGCAACAGCAGCAGCAGUUCACCCUCCAGCAGCAGAGUCAACUACAACAGCUGCAGCAGAUCCAACAGAUCCAGCACUACCAGCAACAGCAGCUCCUGCAGUAUCAGCAACAACAGUCGCUGGAGCACAGGCUGCACAGUGCCAACCACUCUUUGCAAGCAACGCCCAACAGCACCAUCCACAGUCUGGUCCAUCCUGCUCACCCACCAUUGGUCGAUCUGUGGAACACGGGGCAGAUGGAGGCCUAUCAGACGGACGCUGGAGGCUACAUGGGUGUGGCGGCGGUGGUGGAGCCGAGCCUCUGUGUUCCCUCUGGAGAGGAGAUGGUGGGAACAGAACACUCCCCGCUACUGGAGCAGCAGGAGGAGGAGGAGGAGGUCAAGGAGGAUGAGGUGGCACUGUGUAUGGAGCCAGAGUUGGCCUCGUUGACUCCGCCCACGCAACAAGGGGAUGCCUCUGGUGGCAGUAGUCCAGGGCAACCGCCGGCAGAGCCAAUCACAGAGCGGAAGUCCUCAGAUGUCACCUCCGGCCUCGUUCAGACGCUAGAGGGGAAGGAGGAGGAGGAGGGGCAGGGGCCAGCCGCUUCCAUCGCAACCAACUGAGUACCUGGCUGUGAAGAGACUCCUUAUUACAAACUGAGCUGAGGGGGAGUCAGCGAAGAAUGAGCGUAAUAAUACAAUAUAUAUCUAUUAAUCUGUUCCUUUUCAGGUAUCAAAAACUUUUUGGUUGCGAGACGAAUUCUUCAAAAAUGGUGAGAAACAGAUCUGGAGGUGGACUCACAAUGAGACAGGAGCCGAUGCAACAAAGGACACCAAUUUCUUUGUAAGCCUUACAUCCCAAAGGUAACUGAAGAGAGGACGGAGACACUAAAGAGGAGAAGGAGGAGCACCAACUGACCAAGACAUUUCCAUCAGGAAACCAUGUUGAGAGGAAGAGGAGGGGGAAGUAAACAUGCAUGCUUUUAAUGAAGACAAGCAACUCGACCCCGUCAUCGUCUUAUAAUAAUAAGGAAUCAUAAUAAAAACAUUAUAAUAAGAAUAAUUUUGUAAUAAAGCCACAAAAAAGGACAAAAAAGAACAAAUCUAUGUAUAAGUGUAUGAUAAGAUAUAACAGUUUUCCUGCGGGAGAACUACUCUGUUUACAGCUGUUACUCAACAUAUUAGAUAGUGUUUAAUCAAUUAAUUUCCCUGUCGCAUCCAACACACACUUUAAAUAUGGAAAACUAUUUCACGUGUAAUUAAAGAAGAAAAUGUCAGCAUUUCAGUGAAAUGCAGACUGACCCCCAAAAAUAAUCUAUGACGGUGUGGCACCAGGAUGCCCGAGGCACAACCCAGGGGCAGGCCUGUCCUGCUGACUGCACACACUAAACUGCACAGAUAAGGAUUGUACUGUAAGAUAGUGUGCUUCCUACUCUGUCUCUCUGUAUGCAUGUUUCUUCAGAGCACUAUGGAGUACCUGUACUAUACAGCACUGUAUAGACUUUGCACUGAACCAUAGUAUCCCAGGUGGGGCCACAGUGGGCCCGGGGCGGUGAGUUUCAAUGACGAAGAAAUAAAGACAGAGCUGCAUGAGCGAAUCUCUUUUGCACUGAUGCAAUCCAACAGAUCAGAGGUUGCCUUUGGACUGUUGACGUUCACCCGGUUUCCACUCUGAAAGCUUUCCACCGACAACCAAAACCGAGCCACUUAACAACACAGACCCUCAGCUGCUGUUUUUCUUUUUUUUUUGUUUUUUUUUUUUGCUCUCUCCGUAGAGGUAGUGACGUUAAAUCGAGGAUGAUAACCACUAUUUGAAUGUACUGGAAGACAGAUGGCAGUACAUGUUUUUUGAUGUCUCCUCGUGGUGGGAAAGAGUCUUUCUUCAGAAAACAAAGAUAAACAAGCGAGUCUUUCAAACAUGUGGGAGGGAGCUGUCGAAAAAAAAGGAUUCACUGCUGGCUCCACCACACACACACACACACACACACACACA
Messenger RNA from Plectropomus leopardus (leopard coralgrouper), 2775 nucleotides. RefSeq names its product family with sequence similarity 131 member Bb (gene fam131bb). The record is from RefSeq and is a predicted model, not a curated record. NCBI's taxonomy places the organism in Eukaryota, Metazoa, Chordata, Actinopteri, Perciformes, Serranidae.